Messenger RNA from Pelobates fuscus (common spadefoot toad), 945 nucleotides. Its product is annotated as olfactory receptor 6N2-like. Gene Ontology annotation, biological process: G protein-coupled receptor signaling pathway. Gene Ontology annotation, cellular component: membrane. The transcript has a single exon. The coding region runs from base 1 to 945 and encodes 314 amino acids. Gene Ontology annotation, molecular function: G protein-coupled receptor activity; olfactory receptor activity. The record is from RefSeq and is a predicted model, not a curated record. Lineage: Eukaryota; Metazoa; Chordata; Amphibia; Anura; Pelobatidae.
AUGGAUUCCCAGAAUAAAACAACAGUGACUGAGUUCAUCAUCGUGGGGUUUCCAACCUUGUACAGAUAUGGUCCAAUCUUCUUCACUUGCCUCCUACUUCUCUACCUUCUUACCAUUUCAGGAAAUGUUCUAAUAGUUAUAAUCGUGAGACUGAAUGCAAAGCUCCACACGCCUAUGUAUAUAUUUAUCAGCGUUCUGUCCUUUUUAGAGCUUUGGUACACAGCCGUCACAAUUCCAAAAAUGCUCAUUAACCUUCUUGUGCCAAGAAAAGGCAUCUCCUUUGACAACUGUCUCUUGCAGACUUAUUUCUUCCAUGCCUUAGGAGCAAGUGAGUGUUACCUACUUACUGCCAUGGCAUAUGAUCGUUACAAAGCAAUCUGCCACCCUCUGCGAUACAACUCAAUCAUGACAAGGAAAGUGACACUACAUCUUGUUGCCAUCUGUUUUGUUUGUGGCUUUUUUUGCCCCAUUACAGAAGUGAUCUUAAUAUCCAAACUACCUUUUUGUAACAGUAACGAAAUUAAUCACAUUUUCUGCGACUUCCCACCUCUUCUAAGUUUGGCUUGUACCGACACUUCAAUUAAUGUCCUUGUUGACUUUGCAAUCAAUAGUUUUAUUAUUUUGUUGACCUUCCUCUUUAUUAUGACCUCCUAUAUUUAUAUUAUCAUUACAAUAUCGAAGAUAAGCACCUUUAAGGGACGCGUAAAGGCCUUCUCCACUUGUGUGUCUCAUUUGAGCGUAGUACUGGUGUUUUUUACGUGUAUUGUAUUUAUGUAUGUAAGACUCACCAAGAGUUAUUCUUUGUAUUACGAUCGUGUUUUUGCUGUUGUUUAUUCUGUACUCACGCCUAUAUUCAACCCAAUUGUUUACAGUUUAAGGAACAAAGAUAUCAGGGUGGCUUUGAAACGCACACUUUGUAAGAGAACAUCUUACAAUAAUCAAUGA